Messenger RNA from Sabethes cyaneus, 746 nucleotides. It is a transcript of the gene Taf13, whose product is annotated as transcription initiation factor TFIID subunit 13. NCBI's taxonomy places the organism in Eukaryota, Metazoa, Arthropoda, Insecta, Diptera, Culicidae. Gene Ontology annotation, cellular component: transcription factor TFIID complex. The record is from RefSeq and is a predicted model, not a curated record. The transcript has 3 exons. The coding region runs from base 183 to 584 and encodes 133 amino acids. Gene Ontology annotation, molecular function: protein heterodimerization activity. Gene Ontology annotation, biological process: transcription by RNA polymerase II.
GAUGCCAGUGGCCGUCCCGAUUCAGAUCGAUUACAUCUUGAUCUUGAUCUUCCAUUUAGUCAAAUCAAAACACCGAUUUCUGGAUAUUUUUCGCCUGCUCUAGCACUAACUAGCAAGAAGUGAUUUAGCGAGAAUGUUAACAAUCGUUUAAUAAAAGGAGUAAUUCAAGAGACUAAAGCAACAUGGCCGCUAAUCCACCGGAAGAAACAUUCGACCAGGCAGAGUUUGACGAAGAUGAUCUCGGUGAGGUGCAGAUCGAGUCAACCGCUGGCCGAAAACGUCUUUUCAGUAAGGAACUGCGAUGCAUGAUGUACGGUUUCGGAGAUGACCAGAAUCCGUACACGGAAAGCGUUGAUCUACUGGAGGACCUGGUGAUUGAAUUUAUAACGGAAAUGACGCAUAGGGCUAUGGAGAUCGGUCGAACCGGAAGGGUACAGGUAGAGGACAUAAUUUUCCUGGUAAGGAAAGAUGCCCGCAAGUAUUCCCGCGUGAAGGAUUUACUUACGAUGAAUGAAGAGUUGAAACGGGCUCGAAAGGCCUUUGACGAAAUUAAGUAUGUUGGCGCCGAAGCCAAGCUUAAGUGAGAAUGAACUAGAUUUUACUUUUUAUUUGCUUCAAAACUUUGAAAUAAUAACUCCAUUUUUUAAGUAACCGACGUUUUACUAAAAACACCGAUGAGUGACUUAACAAAUGCAAAAACAUAAUAGUAUUACCCAGCGAAUAAAGGUACAAAAAUACAACUAAAA